ACGUACUCCUGCAGAUUCAUUUUGAUUAAGGACCUUGAAAGAUCACAACAAUAAAACCAUGCCUGUUGAAAUAAGAAGGGAAAAUCAUUUUCACCUUGUUUUCAAAUGAGAGCCAGAUAUCUAUUUGCAUAACAUUGCAUGGCGCCAUGACUCAACCGAAUGUUACAGUUCUUUCAGCGAAUUACUCUGGUGGCUCAGAAUCGGGUAAUUUGUUCCGUCCAUUUUCUGUCUUCAGCGUUCUCACCCUUACUUUGCUGGCCAUUCUAGUGGUGGCCACCUUUGUUUGGAACCUUCUGGUUUUGGUGACCAUCCUGAGGAUUCGCACAUUCCAUCGCGUUCCCCACAAUCUGGUUGCCUCCAUGGCCAUCUCGGACGUGAUGGUUGCAGGACUGGUUAUGCCUCUAAGUUUGGUUAGGGAGCUGUAUGGUCACCGCUGGAUUCUGGGUCGGGCCUUGUGUCAGGUCUGGAUCUCUUGCGAUGUGCUCUGCUGCACAGCCAGUAUCUGGAACGUGACAGCCAUUGCCCUAGAUCGUUACUGGUCCAUCACACGACAUCUGGAGUACACACUUAAGACACGCAAAAGGAUCUCCAAUGUGAUGAUUGGACUCACGUGGCUGCUCUCAUCUGUUAUCUCACUUUCACCACUCUUUGGUUGGGGUGAGACCUACUCAAAGGAGCGCCUGACUUGUCAAGUAAGCCAGGAGCCCUCAUACACAGUAUUCUCCACCUUUGGAGCCUUCUAUCUGCCCCUUUGUGUGGUACUAUUUGUCUACUGGAAGAUCUACAAGGCUGCCAAGUUUCGCAUUGGCUCCUGCAAAACCAACACCAUCACACCAAUGGCUGAGGUCAUAGAGGUAAAGGAGGCAGAACGGCAGCCGCAGAUGGCCUUUACGGUUCGUCAUGCCACUGUAUCGUUCCAGGCAGAUGGUGAGACGUGGCGGGAGCAGAAAGAGAGGAGAGCUGCUCUGAUGGUGGGCAUCCUGAUUGGUGUAUUCGUGCUCUGUUGGAUUCCCUUUUUCCUUGCUGAGCUCAUCAUUCCGCUCUGUUCAUGUGACAUCCCCCCUGUCUGGAAAAGUGUCUUUCUAUGGCUAGGCUACUCAAACUCCUUCUUCAAUCCACUCAUCUAUACAGCCUUUAACAAGAACUACAACAAUGCUUUCAGAAACCUUUUCUCCAGACAGCGAUAAGGAAUGGAUAGAAGAAAUAAGAAAACCUAGAGGUAGAAAAUGAGAACAUCAUCAAAAGAUAAUACAGAAAAGAUACAAAAGCACGAGCACAAAUGAGUUGGCUCUAACCUGUGGUUGAGGGGGCAGCCGACACACAUCAAGAAACUGCAGACCUAGUGAUGUUUCUAGUGAUCACAUUUUCACCUGCUCAUAAUAAAAUAUCUAUUUAUGGCUGCUGCUGAUGUCUUCUUGGUUAGACAAGUUGGACACCAUCUGCUAAAUAAGCAGUGCUGUCUACUAAAACCAUCCAAUUGCUUUGUUCUAUUUUCCUCUUAAGCAAAACUGAACCAUUAAAUAUAAAAAUGUAAUGCUCACCAUCUCAACAACUCUUAGGAGAAAAACCAUGGCUGUUUUACAUUGUUCUGAAUGAGUUUCCAAACAUCAAAUUAAGCCAGUAAGCCAUUUAUCAGCUAUUGGACAAUGUAUUUUUCUAUGGUUUAAAAAGCCAAAUACACAAAGUAAGGAUAUGUACGCUUGUUUAAAGUCUGAGCCUUGGCCUAAAAGACUUUGGCUAAGGAGAGAUGUAACAUGUCAUGGGCACUUACAGACUUCGUUGCAUUUCCUUUCCUUUCAUUAAUUUACUUUCUUAAGUACGUCAAAGGGCAAAAGAUGAACACAGACGGAAAUAAUGAUUUUAGGUUUGGAAAUGAUGAAAUGAAGCAAACUGUAACAGACAUUAAACAUAUAGUUCAUCCAAAAAGGAUAAUUCACUCAUCAUUUACUUCAUGCCUUCUCAAACUCACAUGACUUACUUUCUUUCUUCAGAACACAAACAAAGAUAUUUUCUGAGGUGUUUUUGUCAAUAAAAUGCAAGUCAGUUGGGUCCAACACUUUCUUAUGUCCAAAAAGGACAAAGGUACUAUGCUGUACAACUCCAGUGGUUUACUCGAUGUGCUCUGAAGCAAUAGGAUUGGUUUUGGGUGACAUACAGACCAAAAUGUAACCUAUACCUAUAACCUAUUUCACUAUAAAUCUUGACGUCUGCAGUCUCCUUGGUGCAAACAAACUAGUUUGAGAUGGAAUAAGUAAAUGAUGAGACAAAUUUGUAUUUUUGGGUGAACUAUUCAUUUACAUUAUAUCAGAAAAUAUGUGGACAGAAAGAAAAGACCACAUGGAAAUUCUGAACAAAAUCGUUGUUAAUGCUGUUAUACAGUAAAUGCCUUUUUUGUGAUCAGCAUUUAAGUACAGUGUAUAUCAUGAAUAAAUAUUUCUUCUUUGUAAGUUACAGUACCAUUGUAGCAAAGUAAACUGGAAUUUGGA
Molecule: messenger RNA, 2486 nt
Organism: Xyrauchen texanus (razorback sucker)
Lineage: Eukaryota; Metazoa; Chordata; Actinopteri; Cypriniformes; Catostomidae
Product: 5-hydroxytryptamine receptor 5A-like
Exons: 2
Coding region: 147-1187 (346 amino acids)
Biological process (GO): adenylate cyclase-activating adrenergic receptor signaling pathway
Cellular component (GO): plasma membrane
Molecular function (GO): G protein-coupled serotonin receptor activity
Source: RefSeq, a predicted model, not a curated record